Molecule: messenger RNA, 1489 nt
Organism: Catharus ustulatus (Swainson's thrush)
Lineage: Eukaryota; Metazoa; Chordata; Aves; Passeriformes; Turdidae
Product: cell surface glycoprotein CD200 receptor 1-B-like
Exons: 6
Biological process (GO): regulation of neuroinflammatory response
Cellular component (GO): external side of plasma membrane
Molecular function (GO): signaling receptor activity
Source: RefSeq, a predicted model, not a curated record
UAUUAAACUCAUCAUUGAAUAAUCUCCUCUGCUUUCUCCUCCUCUGAACUCUGCUGCAGGGCUUAUCUUCACUCAUCAGCCUCCUCAGGAGAGCCAAUGAACGGAAGGCAGAAUUGCUCAGCCUGUUUCCUCAGUGUUUGCCUGGGUUCUCAGCACAGGAAGCUCUGAAAAGUGCUCUGAAAAGUCAGAAAGAGGAACCUCUCCAGCUUUGAGGAGCCAGGCAAUCAGGAGCAUGCACAGCUAAAGGAGAGGCAUGGGAGAGGGGCAGAGGAAACACUGACACUUGCUACUGAGGAUGUACUGGCAAGCAAGAAAUGCUCCACAUGACCACAGUUAAGUUGGUGGAGGGAUGGAUGGAGUGACGGAGCUGCCCAUGAAAGCAGGAACCAACAUGAAGAUUGCUGGGAAGACUGUGUAUGUUUUUGUGCUGCUCUUCAUUACCAUGGUCAUGACAUUAGCAGGGGACAACAUAGUGAUGACUGUGGGUGACAGCUCAGUUCUCACCUACCUUAUCAAAGGAAAGAUAAGUAUGCUAACAUGGACAAUAACCCCCAAGGUUGGAGGCCCUUGCACCUUGGUAUACAGGAUUGAUACAAACGUGACACACAGAACAAACUGCAGUGACAACAUAAACUUGACAUUCAGAGCAGGUCUGGCUCCUGCCCUUUUGAUAGAGCAAGUGGGAAUAGCCCAGGAGGGAAAUUACCUCUGUGACACGGCAUCAACAGAAGGGAAUUUCCGCAGGACGUACAAUCUGACCGUGCUGGUGCCCCCGAAGCUGAGCCUGUUCUGUGAUGAGCAGGGUAGCCCUGUGUGCGAGGCAGCGGUAGGGAAGCCGCCAGCUUAGCUCUCGUGGAUCCCAGAGAGCAGCUCCAGUGCAAAGGAAAUGUGCCACAACAAUGGGACAGUGACUGUUUUCAGCACGUUCACAGCAUGCAGCACCAAUUUGACCAAUGAGACCACCUGCAUCGUGUCCCACCCAGCUGGGAACUGGAGCCAGUCCAUAGCCUGCUGUUCCUCAGAGAAAAGUGGAUGCUUUCUUCACUGUGUCAUCAGCUUCACCAGCCUUAUGAGUCUCCUCUUCUUGCUGGCUGCUUUUCAGCUCUACACCUUCUUUAAUAGGCUCCAGGGCAAGUCACAGUUUCAGAGAUACCAACAAAUAUGUAACCUAGGUCCGCCACAGCCACCACUGUCCACAGUAUUCAGGACACAUUCUUGGUCACCUAAGCUGGACUGCGUGCCAGUAAGAUGACAAGGAUGAAGAGCAACUACUUCUAGCUGGCCUCUUCUAGCCAUUGAUGAGAAAGAGCACUGCACAGUUUCACUACUGAAAUUACAUGUGUCCAAAAUCUAUGCGAAAAUUUUCAUUUCAUCAAGUGCUUUGUAUCUCCCUCACUGUCUGUGAGACCUUGAAUCUGCCUGUGAGUGUGCAUCUCCAGAAGGGGUAAGGAGGCUUUUUCUACAGAGAAAUUCUAUGGUUGUUCUUGCU